This is a messenger RNA of Meyerozyma guilliermondii ATCC 6260, 3204 nucleotides long. RefSeq lists its product as uncharacterized. Gene Ontology annotation, biological process: microtubule cytoskeleton organization; post-chaperonin tubulin folding pathway; tubulin complex assembly. The transcript has a single exon. The record is from RefSeq and is a predicted model, not a curated record. Gene Ontology annotation, molecular function: beta-tubulin binding; GTPase activator activity. Bases 1 to 3204 code for a protein of 1067 amino acids. NCBI's taxonomy places the organism in Eukaryota, Fungi, Ascomycota, Pichiomycetes, Serinales, Debaryomycetaceae.
AUGGAUAUAGAUCUUCCUUUUGGUGACGGUAUCUCCAGGCGUAAAGAUCAUUUACACGCAGAAAUCUCAUCGCUUUUAUCACGAUUGUUGCUGAGUGAAAAUGCAAGUACUAGCCAUCUCAAUGCCAUAGGCGUCAAACUUAAUAGCAGAAUUGAUGAGUUUGAAACAUCACCAAGUCUUUUAGAUUCGAAGUUGAACGACCACAUCAAGGCAAUUGCUGAAAAGUUCUUGAUUGUGGGAACAAAGUCACAUGAAAAUGCAUUUACUAGAUCGCUAGCUCAGGUGGUGUAUUGCUUUGCCAAGGUUCGUGGCUAUAAAGUCGUCACCAAUUGCUUUCCUAGUGAUGUGUACUCGCUCAAUGAUCUCUACUUGCACUAUUCCGAUGAAAAAAAUGACGAAAACGAGAUUUAUAUGUUAUCGUUGUGGCUAUCAAAUAUAGUCCUAGCACCUUUUCCACUAGAGAAAGUGCAACCUGAUAUAAUUCCCAAGCUUGUCUCAACUGCCAGUAAGAAAUUGUGUUCAUCUUAUGCUUCAAAGUCACAAAUCGGAGCCCUGGUGCUACUUUCACGCAUUGUCACCAGACCGGAUUCUUUUCGAAAUGGUACCCUUCCACAAUUUUAUGAAAACUAUAUUCUUCCCACAUGGCUGAUGGGAUUAGAUAAUGAAACACAGAAGCUAGGCUAUCUGAUGGUGCUAAACAAGAUACUCAAAUUGGCCACUUUGGAAUCUGGUCAAUACAUUUCUGAUUUGGUGUUUCGUGACAUUCUAUUACUAGACUCAAUGUACUUGGAUAUCACCCGCCCAAACGGCCUAAGGUUGCUCUACUUUGUUAAGCUUCUGACCAGAAUUGCACAGUCCUUUUUAUCAUGUGGUAGAUAUCAAGAUGUGUCCAAAAUCAUCACCAUACAAGUUCAGCAGAUUAUGGGCCUGUCCUCAUCUUUCGACACCAAGCUCAGAUAUAGCACGGCAAAAGCUUUAGCCUCGAUAUCCCGGUCCCUUUUGAGUAAGGCUGUGAAUUAUCACGACCAAUUGAUUCAAUUUCUAUUUAAGCAGUUCACUACAAACUCACUGAUUCAAAUGGUCUCUCAAAGCUUCACCAGAACCAUUGAAGUGGAUGACGCUGUGACUGCAAUUCACAGAAUACACACACUACUUUUAUUCUUUGGGCUUAUAGCGAUGAACAAAUCAUUGCCCAUCGACACAAUUCCACUUGUCUUGAGUGUUGUCCACAAAUAUUUGUUCUUUGAAUCAUAUCUGGGCUCGAGUGAACUAGGUCUGCCGGUAAGAGAUGCUUCGUGCUUUGUCCUAUGGGCUAUCAUUCGCCUUUUGACACCUGAACUGGCCCAGAAGCUUGAGACAAAGAAUCCGCAGAUGUUUUUGACCAUCUUUCAAGAUGUAUUGAAGGUAUCAAUAUUCGACAGAGAUUUGAUAAUUCGACGUUGCGGGAUAUCUGUGGUCCAGGAGCUUAUAGGUCGUCACGGCAGACUUUGUCUUGACCAAAGUGGUUCAGAACGCUUAGGGGAGACAAGCAUCAAAGUCAUUGAGUUGAUGACCUUUAAGGCCAUUUCAGAGUCUCAAAAAACCUUCGUUCUCGUAGAAGAGUUACUCAAGCUUGACAUAUGUUCAGAUGAGCUCUUGUCACCGAUACUCAAGAACAUUCUUGAGGAAGAUGUUGAUUUCAAGUUACAGAAACGAUGUAUCAGAACUUUCAUCAAUGUUCUUGAUAAUGAAAAUGUUUCCGACGAUAUGAUGUCAAACUUCUUUCAAAAACUAUCUCAAAUGUACAAUGAGCAUUCAGAUCACAUUCACUAUUCUAUAGUGGCUCUUGCAUUCAAUUCAGAAAGUGCUCGUCGCAUUAUAUUAAAAGCGGGCCAUUCCUUUCAUUCAGAAUUAUCAAAAAACCUAAAGGUGAUUACAGCAAUCAAAGCAGAGACGUAUCUCCUAUACCUAGUGCUUUGUAAGACUUUAGGCAUUGAUUUCGAUUCCACUCGAGCCUGGCACGAUGUUUCGGUGAUUACAAUGAAUGUUGACUCCGACGAUCUUGAUUGCCUUCUACAGCAAUAUUUGAGUCUUUGUGAAACACUUUCAGACCAAGAUUAUGAUGCGGCUCUCGAGUUGAUAGAGCAUGGGGACAGGGCUUUUGCUAAAAGUAUCAGCUCUAUAAAAUGUUCACAGUACCAAGCUGACAGGCUUGUGAACUUGCUCCAUAAAGACAAGUUAUCUUGCGCUUUGAAAGCUCUCAUUCUAGACAGCUUUCCAUUGCACUUUCCAUUGCAUAAAAACGAUCAUUCCAAUUUAAUGGGUAUCUUGAAGUGCCUCGACAACUAUACAAGAACAGAACAAGGAGAUGUCGGAUCUGAGGUUCGUUAUUCAACUAUUCAGCUAAUUCAAGCGCACAGGCCAAUUUUUGAACCAUUGGCAUUAGAGUUGGAUAAGCGACUCGUUCGCAUCAGUGGUGAACAAAUUGAUAGAUUGAGAGUCAAGGCGUUCGAACUUAUGGUGGGUGAGAAGGAGGUAUUUGAUCUGUCACUAGGAUAUUUCACUCGCUUAUUUGAAUAUUAUAGAAGUGUGGUUCUUGAAGAACAUGAAUCCACAUUAUCUGUGCCGUUCUGGAGAGGAAUUGUCUUCAGUGCUGCUGCCAUACGUGGUCCCAGCGAUGUUAUCAAUGCCUCCUUUAAAGCAAUGUUGGUAUUUUUCAGACAAAUUACGCCCAGCAGAGUAUCGUCUGUAUUUCAAAGCAUCCUACAGAUUCUUUUAGUUCCAAAGGAUAUGCCAUUACAACAGCAGUCAUCACGAGCAAUUAGUACUUACACAAAUACCUUGAAUCUAUUUGUGAAAUUGUUUGAAUCAGGUUUCGAAUUUCCAUCUGAUUUUGACUACCAGAGGCUAUACAUUCGAAGUUAUAAUCUUCACAUUAAUACCACUAAUGUGAUGCGGAUAAAGUUGGUUUUAAGAAUACUCUUAUUCCUAAGUAUGCCAGAAUAUGGUAGCAUGCGUGAUGCAAGAAAGCGUUUAUGUUGGAUAGCAUGCAAGCAUUCGAAUACUUAUAUUCGAAAUUCGGCAGCAAAUUGUCUUUACGAACUAGCUUUACAAAUGGAAGCGAAAAUUGACACGCUCCAUGUACUAGAGUCUUGUGAUUGGAAUGAUGUACAAAAGCUGAGUCUACAACUAAAGAUUAUGGAACCCAUAUUUAUUAACCUUUAA